CGGCGUUUUAGUUUUGUAUGCUGUUUCUCAUCGGAUCCCAUACUCCUCUCUCAUAUCUCUCUUGAGGGUGUUUCUCAUCGGUCCAUUAUUGAUCCAAUCGAGUUGUUUUCCGUUAGGGGGAGAAACCCUAAUUUCAUUUCUGUUAGAAGCUCCAGACGCUAUGAACCCUUGCGUUUUCGGCGUUCCAUAGCCGAACUCCCAUCCUUGGUGCGGGUUAGAAUCAAACUCUCGAACUUGAUGAACAACAUCCUUAACCCUUGUUUGCAUCCAUUCAGUUUCUUAUGUCCAAUUAUGGACUUUUGAAGUGUUGUAGUAUGUGGGAGCACGGAGUAGGGCUUGAACAGCAUAUUAAGAACAUUCAUCUGACGUAGGUUACACGUGAUGGGUGAUAAUGUUUUAGAUGAUAUGAUAAUGGACCUUGAUUUGAACCAAGAACCCUCAGACCCAGCGCCCCCUGAUUCAGGUCUGGGUUUCAGGUCUUUCUUGAGUGAUUUAGAGAGUGCCCAUAGUCGGAUCGAGGAGAGAAUCCGACAUCUUGAAGCUGUCACGGCUCGAGCUUGGGAACGCCAUAGGUGGCGCCUCACACAGAACUUUCCAGAAACUGAUACUUUGGAUGGAGAAAAUGUCAUUGGUGUUGAGGCAAGUGAGGGUGUUGUGGUGGGUAUGAAUUCUGGUAGUGGGAGAGGCUGCAAGAGGGACAGCAGCCAUUUGGUGGCAAAAGCAUUGGCUUUGGAUUCUGAGGUGAAGAAGGGAGACAAGGAUGGUGGGACCUUUUUCGAUUGCAAUAUAUGCUUAAGCAUGGCACGGGAGCCUGUUUUGACCUGUUGCGGUCACUUGUACUGUUGGGCAUGCUUUUUCCAGUUGCCAUAUGUUGAUUCUAUGGUCAAGGAGUGUCCUGUUUGCAAUGGAGAGGUUGCAGAUGGUAAGGUCAUUCCUAUUUAUUGUAAUGGAAGCAGUAACUGUGGGAUGGAAAUGGAAGCUGGUACGAAAAUACCGCCAAGGCCAAAAGCACGUCGAGUUGAAAGUGUUAGGCAGCAGCAUCUGACCCGCGGUUUAUCUCAUAUUCCGGUGGCUGAAGCACUUAGGCGAAUCAGGGCUAGUAUUGGAAUUGGAAUGCCUGAGCACCCACAGCCGCAUCCACAGCCGCAUCCACACCUGCACCCGCACCCGCUCCCACACCCACACGCACCAGAGCCGAUUGGCAUUAAUGUGAAUGUGACUACAACUUCUCAGGAAUUUCAAACUGCAGGUGAAAGCCGUCAAGUGCGCUCCCAUGAGUUUUCAAGGGUUCUAUCGGAAAGUGCCGCUUCUCUGUCUUCAGAAUUAGAUAAUGCGCAGCGGAUAUUUGAGGACCUUGCUGCGUCCAUUUCUGACCGCUUGUUACAUAGGGACAGAGCUCAGGAUUCAUCAACUGCAGGUGAUCCAGCCAAUGACUCAUUUGGAAGAGAAAAUAGUGUUGCGCAAUUGGAGCAUCAGAUUUUGGAUGCGGAAACUGAGAUAAGUUCGCCUGCAUCUGUUCCUUCCACUUCUCAUGGAAAUGAAGACUCUGAUGCUUUUGUGCAACUGGGAACCCUGAUCCCCCCCACUACAAGUCUGUCCUUUCCUCGUUCUGCUUCAUCGUACAGGAGACGAUUUACCCCGUUGAGGUUUCCAGAUGAUGUUGCCCGUGAAACUAGGAGAAGAAGAUUUAACUAGUGACUUGGGACAACUAAGUGUGUAUGCAGAGCACAUGCAGCCACUGUCUGAUUUGGUAAUUUGACAGUGGAGGAAUUUGCGGUAAAUGGUUAACGGUUUCUGCAACAAGUGUUAGCCACACAAAAUGCAAGAGCAGUAGGCUAUUUGUACCACUAGAAUGGAAUGACAUGCUGCUUUCCCUUGUUCUCGGCUAAGGUGUUGUGAGGUACAAUUGGUUGGCUUCCUAACACCCGGUUGCCCCUAUCCUCAGUGUGGAUGCCUCCCGCUAGGCCUCCAGUCGAGGGUUGUUGAAGAGGUUGCCAGAGCUUUUGGGGCAUGUGUAUGAUUAAAUAUUUUGUAUAAUAAUUUAACUGGUCAUGCAGUUAUUAAGUAUUACUCUAUGCAGCCAAUUUGUGCAAUCAGAAACUAAUAAGGCUAUGUUUGCUAAUGGUUACGCUACUAAAAAGUGAUUUGUUAAGAGAUUAUUGGAAAAUGAUUUAUAGUAAAAGUCGAAAGCUUUUGCA
Messenger RNA from Cuscuta epithymum, 2198 nucleotides. Lineage: Eukaryota; Viridiplantae; Streptophyta; Magnoliopsida; Solanales; Convolvulaceae. The record is from the annotation of a GenBank genome assembly.